GAAGAAGUUCCAUUUCCUGCCCAAAAUUCUUCAGAGUGCUGAAGGCGAAGAUAAUAAAAGUGCUGAGACCAAAGAAAACCAAGAAUUACCCUUGGAGAAAAUAGAUGACAUCCACGAUGUGAUGGUUGGUAAAGAACGAGAUGCCAUACCUCCUCUGGACUAUCAAGAGAGACGUUGUGGACUAUCACAGCCUGUCCUACGACCAGAUGCUCAACCACUAUGGAAAGACAGCUUCAUUCACAACCAAGAUUGGACUGUGUCUAAACAUGAGGAGUCUGCCUUGGUACGUCCAGGCCAACCCCAACACCUUCUUCCCACGUUGCUAUGGCCUCUGCACCGAAAGUGAGAAGCAGGAAUUUUUGGAUGAUUUUCGGCGCACAGUGGCUUCCAGCAUCCUCAAGUGGGUAGUCAACCACCAGAAUAACUGCAACAAAACCAAGGGCAAGACUAAGAAGGAGGAGGCCAAGAAUGACGACCCCAACACCAAGAAAGAUCCUGAUGCCUGUGAGUCCCAAGGCCUCUCGGGACAGCUUAUCGAUACAGCAUGCAAGGUAUGCCAGACCUACCUGGGGCAACUAGAGCAUGAAGACAUCGAUGUAUCGGAGACCAGCACUGAGGCCUUGUCUGACGAAGAAUGGAAUGAACUGAUCCAGCAGUACUACUUACUGGUUCAUGGCAAUGCUUUCAUCAUUGACUCGAGAAGUUACUUUUCGCAGUGCCAGACUCUGCUGAGUAAGAUCAGCUCUGUGAACCCCCAGACAGAGAUUGACGGGAUACGGAACAUCUGGAUCAUAAAGCCUGCAGCCAAGUCCCGGGGUCGAGAUAUUGUGUGCAUGGACCGUGUGGAGAACAUCCUGGAGCUGGUGGCCACAGACAACCAGACGGUGAAGGACAACAAGUGGGUGGUCCAGAAGUACAUCGAGACUCCGCUGCUCAUCUAUGACACCAAGUUUGACAUCAGACAGUGGUUCCUCGUCACAGACUGGAAUCCCCUAACCAUCUGGUUUUACAAGGAGAGCUACCUCCGGUUCUCCACACAGCGCUUCUCCCUGGACAAGCUGGACAGCGCCAUCCACCUGUGUAACAACUCCAUCCAGAAGCGCCUCAAGAAUGACAAAGAUCGCAGCCCACUGCUACCCGGCCAUAACAUGUGGACCAGCACCCGCUUCCAGGAGUACCUGCAGAAGAGGGGCCGAGGGGGAACGUGGGGCAGCAUCAUCUACCCGUCCAUGAAAAGAGCCGUCACCAACGCUAUGAAGAUGGCCCAGGACCACGUAGAGGCUCGGAAAAAUAGCUUCGAGCUCUACGGGGCUGACUUCAUCCUGGGGCGGGACUUCAAACCCUGGCUCAUUGAGAUCAACUCCAGCCCUACCAUGCACCCCUCCACUCCGGUCACGGCCCAGCUCUGUGCCCAGGUGCAGGAGGAUACCAUCAAGGUUGUGGUGGACCGCAAAAUGGACCGCAACUGUGACGUCGGCAACUUUGAGCUUCUGUGGAGGCAGCCUGCCGUGGAGCUGCCGCCCUACAGCGGGUCUGACCUCUGUGUGGAAGGAAUCAGUAUGAAGAAAGCCAAGAAGCAAAUGCCGCCCAUUACCAGCGUCAGCUUCUCAGAAACUGUCUCAGAAUCUCCCCUCAAAGCGCGCAGUCCCCGGACCCUGCCCGAUUCAGCAGUCGGGCCGAGAAUAGCCGUGCGGCAGGACUGGAAACGAGAAGAAGCAAAGGUACUUUCAAGCACCUGGUCUGUGCCCGUACUGGCUGCCGGGCCCAGGAGUCAAGCAAAGCCCACCUUUGCACUCCCGGUCAGUAACUACCAACGUGUAGACAGUAAGGCCCUUAAAAGCACAUUUACCAGAACCCAAUCCACCAAACCCUUGGAUCUAAGCUUAGGAGGCCUACAGUGCCCCGCCCUGGUGCUACAGAACAUGAAAAACAUGGCAGGACACCUGUCUCCACCUCUCAAAGCACCAGGUAACCACAGGGAGACUGUGCCCUUUUGUCCCAUCGUAUUUGGCGAAUUAUGGCUCCAUCCCAAUCCUCGGAGAAGACCUUCGAGCUGCGUUCUCCAGAACAGGGUACAGGGCUGGAUCAGGAGUGUCCCCUGAGAGAGGGCCUCCAGCCUGAACUCAUGAGUAAAGGGGGUGGGGCGGGGGCACCCUGGCAGGAGCCAGGCACUAUGAUCUGCGGUAUAAUGCUAUCCAAGGUGAACAUAGAGGGGUCCUGAUGCAAUGGUCCCGGUGGGUUUUCCUCGGUAGUACCUGCUUCCUCUAAGGGGGAGCAGAGAUCCAGGGAUGGGUUGUAGUGUUCCAACAGCAUCAAGUGGAAGAGGGUGGGGUAGCUGAGCUGUGUCUACACCCAGGAUUUCCACGUCACCCAUUACCUGGCAUCAGAUCAGGGAGUGUCAGGCCGGGCCCCCACAUUUCUCUGUGUACUUGUCCCUCAUACUGUAUCCUGUAUACUGGUCUAGUUAGUCUCUCCUUCUUACUGCCUCCCAUCUACCUGGUCCUGUCCAUAGAUCUCCUUGCCUGCUUGCUAUCAGGAUGGGAAGGUCUGGAGCAGGGGGAUCUCACUGCCACCGUUGCAAUGGUACCCUAAUGCCAAAGGUAGCGUGUGAUGUGUGGCAGGUGCUUGGCACUUGCUGAACACAGGUGUGUGUUGCCUGUAGGGGCUUUGGGUGGGAGGAGCGUCUAGGCCAACUCUUACGUCUAUGCCUUAGCCAUCCUGUUUGGGUGUCUCCGGGAACCCUGGGGCUACACACCUACAGACCUCUUCCUGUGGAGAAAUGUCAACAGAAACAACAGCUCUAGCUAACAAGUUGUAAUAGUGUCUGCACCAGUUAGCCACACACUGGGAGCUAAAAAGGGAAAUUUACCUCUGACCGCUAGGUCAGUAUGGCCAUACUUCUCAAGACCCUAGAGAGGGUCUCCCCUCCUACAGUUUCUGCUGUCCACCAGUGACCUCUGGCGACUGGUGACCACAUCACUCCUGUGUCAAUCUUCACACAGGCAUAUGCCUUCCAGGAGUCUGCUCAAAGUUUCCUUCCAUAAGGAUAGCAAUCACUGGGUUAGGCUCCCACCCACACCUCAUUCAGUGAUUACAUCAAUAUGACCUCAUUCAGUGAUUACAUCAGCAAAAAGUCUAUUUCCAGAAAAGAAAGGUUCCAGGUGGACAUAAAUUUGGAGAGAUCCUUCACCCCAUCUCGCCCCACGGGAGGGGUAGAUUUGCUGAUUCACACUGUGGGCGGCACCCCACAGGCAGCUGUCACUGCCGCUCUUGCCUCUUGUAAAUUGUUUGCAGGCUUCUUGCACGUUUCCUCUUGAUAGUGAAAUGAAAAGCAGCUAUUUGUCAUCUAUUUAGCAACCCAUUUUGCUUUCUUCUGGAAACUUCUGGCUUGCAUCUUUGGUCUACUGUGCAAAGGAUCUUGGGUACCACUUUCUCUUAUUUGUCAUAGUUUCUGAUACAGACACCCCUUUUCCAUUGCUGUUUGUUGCACCUUAUUUCCUACAGUGUGACUUGUCUGUUUCACUUUUUAUGUAAACCAUCUUCACUUUAAUCAGUAUAUCUAAAUUUGGUGAUUUGUUUGUUCGUUGAUGAAGGACUCAAGAUCAUAGUAAUAACACCCCUGGGGUUUCUGUUAGAAACUCCAUCUCCUGGAAUUGGAUCAUCACUAGCCUAAGGCAAGGGCAAAUAGAUUCCCAACAGACCCCUCUGGCAGAUCCUCCCCACUCCUGUGGUUACCUUUACCACAUGGUCUAUGUCCACGUAUACAGGUCUGUCCUUGUGAGCCACUCUGGCUCACUGAUCUACUUGUCUGUCUCAGGUCAAAGCCACAGCCUUCUCAUGCUGUAGCCUUGUUGCUUUAUGCAAAUCACUCCAUCUCGUUUCCUCGGAAAUGGCUGAGCCGUCCUUUCAUGUACGUUUCAAUGACUGGCACAUUCAUAGACAUUGCAGAAUCAGAUAAUCAAUAUCAAGCAAACAUCAACGGUAAAAAAAACGAUUAGAAUUUUUGGAGGGCAUUAGGUUGGACUUGUGUAUCAGUAUGUACACAUACAUGUUUGUAUGUACAGGGUAGAGCUGGCUUCUUACCACAUUGAGCCUCACGACACAUGAGUGUAGAAUGUCUAUGUAUGUACUUGUCCUUUACUCUUUCUUUAAAUGCCGAUACCUUUUGAAAAUAUUAAAAGAUGAGCAUUUUACAUAUUUGUUUUAUGUGUAUGAGCGUUUUGCUUAUAUGUACGUAUGUGCAGCGUGUGUGUGCAAGGCACCUGUGAAAGUCAGAAGACGUUGUCGGAUCCCCUGCAACUAGAGUUAUGGAUGGUCAUGAACUACCAUAUGAAUGCUGGGGAUAGAACCUGGGUCCUUUGCAAGAACAAGUAUGCUUAACUGGUGAGCCAUCUCUCCAGCCCUUAAUCUCCUAAAGCUUUUAAAUGACAGUUAUUUAUGGUGUGUGUGUGUGUGUGUGUGUGUGUGUGUGUGUGUGUAUGAAGGUCAAAGGACAACUUAUGGGAGUCAUUCUCUCUUGAGUGAAUCAAACUCAAUUCAUUAGGCUUAAUGGCAAGUGCCUUUACCCACUAAGACACCUCUCUGUACCCUACACUAUAAUUUUCUUUGUUCUUUUUUGGUAGAUUUCUUCCUCUGUAUAUUUUCUUUGUAAAUGGUGUCUUCUGAUAGAAUUUUAUUGUAUCUGCAAGUUAUGCCCAUGGUGUAGAACUAUUGUAGUAGACU
Molecule: messenger RNA, 4722 nt
Organism: Meriones unguiculatus (Mongolian gerbil)
Lineage: Eukaryota; Metazoa; Chordata; Mammalia; Rodentia; Muridae
Gene: Ttll8
Product: tubulin tyrosine ligase like 8
Exons: 10
Coding region: 141-2102 (653 amino acids)
Biological process (GO): cilium assembly; cilium movement; protein polyglycylation
Cellular component (GO): cilium
Molecular function (GO): protein-glycine ligase activity, initiating
Source: RefSeq, a predicted model, not a curated record